Synchytrium microbalum is the source of this 1041-nucleotide messenger RNA. RefSeq lists its product as uncharacterized. The record is from RefSeq and is a predicted model, not a curated record. The transcript has 2 exons. The coding region runs from base 1 to 1041 and encodes 346 amino acids. Gene Ontology annotation, molecular function: dynein intermediate chain binding; dynein light intermediate chain binding; minus-end-directed microtubule motor activity. Gene Ontology annotation, cellular component: axoneme; dynein complex. Lineage: Eukaryota; Fungi; Chytridiomycota; Chytridiomycetes; Synchytriales; Synchytriaceae. Gene Ontology annotation, biological process: microtubule-based movement.
AUGGAAAGCAAAAGUAGCAGUGAAAUCAUAGGAGAUAUGCCUCAAGAAGUCUACAAGGCGCCACUCCGUAUCCUAUCAACAUCAUCUUCCUCAGCAACAUUGAACAACGAAGAUGAGUUCUCGCUACCAAGCCUACCAUCAACAAAAGCCAAACAAGUCUACCUGCCAAACGAAAUAUAUUUGCUCUACUUCCAACUUCUUUCAACCACCCACUUGCUAACUAUAAGGCUGGUGUCUCAUCGCCUCAAGCUACUUGUGGAUUAUGAGUUGGAUGCUCGCAUGAAGAUUUCGCUGGUUGAGCUCAGUAAACGUAGACACGACGUGGAUUCAAAGUAUGUAGAGGCAGAACGAGUCAAGAGGCCGCAUCUGAGACACUAUCGCCAGUUCCUCUUCAACAUAUCAGCUGCCGAACUAUCAGAAGCAACAUCAUACAAAGUCCCACCACCAGAAAUCAAAACAGUCUGUGAAUGCCUGUGCUUGCUCCGAGGUGGCAACAAUCAUCCCUUAACAGGUCCAGUGUCCGCACCCACAUCACCCACAACCUUCCCAAACGGUCCAGUAGACGUCGCUCAUCCAACAACACCCAACGUAUCAACACGACCAUUCGGCGACGAGUCGUCUCCACCAGUCAUGUCAUGGUCUUCGCUCAAAAAGCUAAUGACUCGCUACGACUUCCGAACAUGGUUGACGAAUCUUCGAGCUGGUGUAGAUUAUAUUCCUAUCAGCAACGUCCGACGAGUUGAACGUAUCAUAAUGCUCGACCCAACCAUCACGUAUGAGAAUCUUCGUCAAGUGUCUAUGGCUGGAUAUAAGUUGCUUAUAAUAGUGGCUGCCGUGUUACAGUAUUGCACCAUUGCAGAAGAUCUUAGGGUGAAGAGGAGGGAGUUGUCGAACCUGGAUCGGAAGUUUACUCGAUGCAAGUUGUUUUUGGGCGCCAUCUCUGGCAGUGUGGUGGACGAGGAUAGAUUAGACCAUGAUGAACAAAGUAGUGAAUGUGAAUUUGUUAAUAGUCGUUCUAGUGUAAGCACACUCACCGGCUAA